Messenger RNA from Akanthomyces muscarius, 1611 nucleotides. RefSeq lists its product as uncharacterized. The transcript is spliced from 5 exons. Bases 1 to 1611 code for a protein of 536 amino acids. The record is from RefSeq and is a predicted model, not a curated record. Gene Ontology annotation, biological process: lipid metabolic process. Gene Ontology annotation, molecular function: triacylglycerol lipase activity. Lineage: Eukaryota; Fungi; Ascomycota; Sordariomycetes; Hypocreales; Cordycipitaceae.
AUGUUUGGCGCAUUGCUCGCCGUCUGGGGGGUGAUUGUCGAGGUGGUAUCUUUCUGGCGCAAGAAACUGUUCGGAUGGUACACUCGCAAGAACCCGAUCGACCUGUGGCUCGAACUUCUUCGUCAUGCGGAAGCCUUUGAAGACUGGGAGGAAGCAGCUUUACACCUAGAUAACUUGCUCGGUCUUGACCUAUGGCGGAAUAACCCAACUUCAAAGUACUAUGACUGGAGACUCAUCACGGAACGACUCAACUCGCUUGCCAUAGCCAGGGAGGACAAUGACUUUCAGCAGCUUGUCAAUCUGCUGCGAUCCGGUCUCGUUGCCGAAACAGUUGAAGAUAUAAGCACACUACCUACCAAUGCAUCCGCCGCGGUCCACUCCAUCGGAGGCUCGUUGACGAACCAGAUGAAACUCGACUUUAUCCACGACACGCGACAGGCUUUCGGUCGAAGCUCUCUCGUUCUGCAAGGUGGCGCCAUCUUUGGCAUGUGCCAUCUCGGCGUUGUGAAGGCACUGUUUCUGCGUGGACUGCUACCGCGCAUUAUAACGGGAACCGGAACCGGCGCCCUGAUUGCUUCGCUCGUGGCCAUCCACACGGAGGAGGAGCUGCCUGGUGUACUGAACGGCGAUGGCAUUGACUUGAGCGCCUUUGCUUCAAGAAACAAGCUUUCAGAUGGCUCUGAAUCUCCACAGACAUUCAAAUCAAGAUGGAGUACGCUGGUACGACGCAUACGCCGCUUUUCUCGAGAAGGCUACUUUCUCGACGUUUCGGUGCUCGAAGACUGUGUCCGCGCCAAUGUCGGAGACUUGACGUUCGAGGAGGCCUAUAACUAUAGCAAACGAAUCUUGAAUAUUACAGUCGCAACAGAAGGACAAGGCGGGGUCCCCACGCUACUCAACUACAUCACCGCUCCUAAUGUGCUUAUUUGGACUGCUGCUGUCGCAUCUAAUGCAUCAUCAGCGGCCUUGUAUGGACGGAGGAAAGCAACCAUUCUCUGCAAAGACGCGCACGGCAACGUCGGACCUUGGGCUCCUGCCAACACGACAGACUUUCAUCACUGGUCUCACAUGUCGUACUCGGACCGCGACUCGCCCCUUCAACGCAUUUCGGAACUAUUCAACGUUAAUCAUUUCAUCGUCAGCCAAGCUCGGCCGUAUUUGAUUCCUUUUCUCCAGUCCGACAUGCACGGGCCAUCUCUCGUUGAAACUCGAAGCAAAACGACUCAGCUAUCAGCCUCGUUAGUGCGCAUGGUUGGUCUUGAGGUUCGGCAUCGCCUCCGUCAGCUUGACACGCUCCGCUUAUUGCCUGGAAGCAUAAGGCGCUUCCUUGUCGACGAGCAGAUUCCGGCCGCAGCCAUGACCCUGGUUCCUGAAGUUACUGCUGGUGACUUUGUGCGACUGUUGGAAACGCCGACACGGGAGGCGCUCAACUACUGGAUACUGCGCGGUGAGAGGAGCGUGUGGCCUGCGGUUGCUGCUCUGCGUAUACGCUGUGCGGUUGAAAAUGAACUGGACAGAUCUUAUCAAGCAGUGCGGCAGCUGAAAGCGGGCGAUUUACGGAGGAAAGGAAGCAUAUCUGCGGCUGGUGAAGUCGGCCGACCGAAUAUCUGA